UUCCAGCCAAAGCGUCUGAGCUGUACAUUGAGUCAGUACAUUAAGCAAACAAGGAUAAAGAGAGUCUUUCAUUUACCCUGAGUUUAAGAGAUACCCUGAAGGAAAGGAACCGUGCCAUUCUGAGAUUCUACAAAAGGCCACGGGUGCAGUGGACUAGCCCACUGCGAUGUCAUCUCAUAGGUGAUGCUGCCAUUGGAGAGGGUGUUAAUAGACAUGUACUUUCAAUAGUCAUGUCAAACCUUCAGAAUGGAUUCUUGCUUGAUGACGAAACUGAACUGAAGACAUUGCUGUUUGAGGGUGAGCAGGACCAUCUCACUCCCUCUACAUCGAGGCUGCUCCUAGAAAGCGACUUUUUCGUGGUGGCGGGUCGAAUUAUCGGCCACAGCUUUCUGAAUGGUGGUCCUUGUCUUGUUGGUCUCAGCCAAGGAAUCAUCCAUGUGCUGUUUGGAGGGGAACCAGAAACAGCCACUGUAACUGAGUCAGAUUGUGCUGACCAAGAUGUCCGUGAGGUCAUAAGAAUGUUACAGGGAACAAAGGAUUUGUCAGAGGAGGAGAAAUCCGUGGUUCUCUCUUUGACGUUGCCAUGGGAUCUUCCUGGAGUUACAGUCAAUAACAGACAUUGGCUCCAAGAAAAAAUACUCCUCCAUGCUGUUUUGGAAAGAACAGCACAACAGGUGAAACAAAUCCGAAGAGGGCUGAAAGACACAGGUGUGUGGGAAUUUUUCAGUUCCAGGCCUGAUGCUGUGCCAGUACUUUUUCCAAGGGCCAGUGAGGCAGAGAUAACCCCACAGAUGGUAAUCGAUAACAUAAACUGGCCUAAAGAUGAAGAUAUAGAUGAAGACAUACUCUCGUUGGAUGAUCACUGUCUGAUCAUGAGCUUCCUCCGAAGAUUCAUAGAAAAUGGAACAUCAGACAUCCUCAAGAGUUUACUAACAUUCUGGACUGGCUGGGGUGUGCUAUGCUCCAAUCUCGAGGUCGAAGUUAUUGACUGCAGUCUCCCACAGUCGUCCACUUGCUUCCUGACUUUGAAGCUAUCCAAAAACCACAAAAACUAUGAAGACUUCCACCAAGACCUUAUGGCAAGCAUUUCUUCGGCCUAUUCUGGUUUUGGUCAGAUUUAAGCUGGGCCAUUUAAACAACGAAUGUUGUUGGUUAUUGGUAUUAUUACUUUUAAAUUGUUCUUAUGGUUCAGUCUCUUGAUAGAUAUGGAUAUUCUGGAAUAAUCCACUUGUUAAUUAUGUAUUAGAAUUUGACAGUACUCAGCGUUGUUGUUGUUCUGAUCAACUAUAAAAACAGUUCCAUAUUAUUGUAGGACGUUUUCUGAAAACAUUUGCUUAAAAAAAGAGAUUAGACCAACAAAGUCAUGAAUAGACAUAGCUUAAUUACAAACGGUUAAAUCUGAUAUUAUCAACGAAUUCUUAAUGAAAGCUGAAAUGGUUUCAUAACAGUGAUUUUAUUACAUAUAUACAUAUCUGUGCAAAACAGGUCAAUGUUCACGUUUGGAUACAAGAUGCCUGACCUGAUAUAUUG
Messenger RNA from Archocentrus centrarchus (flier cichlid), 1530 nucleotides. RefSeq lists its product as uncharacterized. Lineage: Eukaryota; Metazoa; Chordata; Actinopteri; Cichliformes; Cichlidae. The transcript is spliced from 7 exons. Gene Ontology annotation, molecular function: ubiquitin-protein transferase activity. The record is from RefSeq and is a predicted model, not a curated record. Bases 231 to 1121 code for a protein of 296 amino acids.